Bactrocera oleae (olive fruit fly) is the source of this 2008-nucleotide messenger RNA. RefSeq lists its product as uncharacterized. Gene Ontology annotation, cellular component: nucleus. Lineage: Eukaryota; Metazoa; Arthropoda; Insecta; Diptera; Tephritidae. The record is from RefSeq and is a predicted model, not a curated record.
GUGAAUCCGAAUAAUAAUAAACUAUUUUUGAACUUAAGGGAAGACAUUUUUAGCGGUAAAUUUCAUUUUUAGCAUUCAACUAUGUACUAAUUAUAAUACAGCGCCGGCAACUAAGGUCUUAUUCGGCGGCGAAACAUUAAAAACAAAACAGCUGGUUAUCAGCUGUGUGUUAUACAAACUGAUUUUUCAUUGGGCUGAGAAGUUUCCAUUGGUAUUUCUAAAUUUAAUAACUUAUGUAUUAAAUCUUAAAAUUUCUUUAAGAUUGUAUUUGAUUAUUACUAUUUAAAAGAGUUUUUCAAAAUUGUGGAAAUGUUGCCAAAAAACCAAAUUCGAUACUUGCACUUGGCCAUUGCAUAUAUGGCGCGUGGUGUGGGUCGUCGAUCUAAUCCUGGGCUCGGGCAUCAGCUCAGUAGCAUGGAAAGUGUUGAUGAGCGUUUAGAACAAGAUCCUGAAGGAUUUGGUGACUUGGAAACGGAUUUUAUGGCGACUAAUCACACGCAUCGUGAAUAUGAACGUGAAAUGAGUCAACAACGUGAACGAAUUCGACACAUUAUGGUUAAACACAAAUACUUCCGUGAAACAAAGUUACCGAACUUGCUGACUUAUGCUGAGAAAGAGCAAAUGCGCACAUUGCAUUCACGUGACCCUGAGGAGUGGACAGCUGAUCGUUUAGCUGAAAGUUUUCCAGCUACAACGGAAGUCGUUAAGAAAAUAAUAACCGCAAAAUGGCAAGCGCGCAGUGAGCAUCGCAUACGCAAACACGAUGAAGUGGUUAUACAAAAUUGGGAAAAAUUCCGUUCAGAUCCAAAAUUAUUGCAGUUGCCACCCGAUUUUCAAGCUCACUUGCAAAAGUUUGCCACGAGACGAACAGAGGACUUACUUUCGGUUGCCAGAGGCUUGCCAGCUAAGCCAGCUUUGGCGCGACCAAUGAAACAAGAAUUUCUCUCGAUUAUUACAAGUUGUAAAAAAUAUGCAGAAAAGGAAGAUGUACCAAAGAUCACUUCAGGAAAUUCACAAAAUGUUGAGGAAGUUUCAAGGGCUACAUCAGCCGAAGAUGAAACGUAUUUACUGCAAAAAGUGUACGACAAACGGAGAAUGCGCCUACAAGAGCUGAAAAAGUUUAAACUAUCCCCAACCGAAUUAUCAGUAUCUUCUAAUGAGUUGACCAAAAAUGAAAAUCACACAGUUAAUCGAGAAAUAACUGAACAGGAAUCAGCUUCUAAAUUACACAAUCCCGACGGAACUGGCAUAAUUUCGAAGUCCCUACAUAAUAAUCCAUUCGCUGAUAUCAAUGCAAUCGAAAAAUAUGAAAGUAAUGAAAUCGUUAUCAGCGCUGAGGAUCAGAAGCGCUUUGAAAUAACACGCGUUAAAGAUCACAUACAUAUUCCACGCAAAGUAUGGCGCAAAGGUGGAACUUAUCGCGUGGAGGAUGCGUACUAUGAUGAUGAUGGGGAACUCCUCUAUCGUGUGCCGGGCAUGUCAGGGAAGAACAGAUAGAAGUUUUAUCUGCACGAUAUAUAAAAGAUUUAUUGAAAAUGUAGUAUAUCAUUUUUACAAAACAAAAAAAACAAAUAAAAGUGACUACUUUUAUCUUUCAAUAUAGCAAGAUUUUUAUUAUACCACACAUGAGUAAACAUGUUUGAUGUGUGUACUGAACGCAACAAAUAAUAUUUUUCAAAUAUAACCGUUGUAGUAAAGAAUCUAUUUUAAAAUCCUUAUAAAACUAAUUUGGACCUUAUUAUUAGUAUUAUUUGUUAUUUUUGGUAAUUAUUUAAGCACUCCAAAAGAAAACAGAUUUCUAUAUAUGCAUAUGUAUAGUUAUAGCUUAUUCAUGUUUAUUGUACAUAGUCUUUAAAGUGAUUAUGAGUAAAGCAUAGUGACAGCUUAUGUUAAAUUAUUGUAGAUAAACAAAGGUGAAGAAAAAUAAGCAAAUCAUGGAAGCAUAUACAUAUAAUAUGUAUAUGUAUUACGGUAUGAAAUAAAAAUAAGCUAACACAAAUUAUGUAAA